AUGGAGGACAACACGAAGAGAACCAAGCUGCACAAGUCCCUGCAGCUCUGCAUUUCCAGGAAGCUCAAGAAGAUCCCCCGUAUCCACAUCCCCAGCUCAAACAUUCCAGUAAACAUAGCCAGUAGGCGGCUUCUCUCCACCUGCAGGUUCCCACGGACCCCAUCGCUGGACAUCGACCAGGCUGCUGCCGCCGACAACAGUAGAGAGCAGGCAGCGACGCUCUCCGAUGUCGACCGCUUCCUCUUCGACAACUUCAGGUCUCUCUACAUCCAUGACCGUGACGAAGAUGUGUGCCUGUCCUCGUCUCUGGGAACAUCCAGCUCCCUUGCCAACGGGACGCAGCCAACUGCAGAAACAUCAUCGUUGUCUGAGUCGGGUGCAGAAGACAUCAGAGAAGCCAGCCCAGGUGAUGAACACGGCAACAAUACGGCCAUAGUGCUGUUCUCCAUUGAUCCCUACACAGACUUCCGGGGAUCCAUGCAGAACAUGACAAAGAUGCACCAUUGUCAGGAAUCUAAGACACUGGAUUGGGACUUCUUGGAGGAGCUACUCUUUUACUACCUGCAGCUCAAUGAUCAAAGUGUGCACAAGUAUAUUCUCAAGGCCUUUGCUGACCUUACUGCUGGAACCCACAAGGAUAACCCAGUCCAUGGAAAAGAGUACUGGGUUGGCAAGAGCAAGAUAGAGUUAAAUCACCUCUAG
Brachypodium distachyon (stiff brome) is the source of this 702-nucleotide messenger RNA. Its product is annotated as transcription repressor OFP14. The record is from RefSeq and is a predicted model, not a curated record. Lineage: Eukaryota; Viridiplantae; Streptophyta; Magnoliopsida; Poales; Poaceae. The transcript has 2 exons. The coding region runs from base 1 to 702 and encodes 233 amino acids. Gene Ontology annotation, biological process: negative regulation of DNA-templated transcription.